CUUUUGACCUCCUCAGGAUCUGGAGAGCAGAGGAGACUGGACCAAGCACAUGGCGUCUCAGUGGCAGGGCAUGAAGGCCUCCACGCGCAGACGAUCACUCCUAAAAGAGGAACAUCUAGAGAAGGCAGUGACCCGGUCUGUUGAGGGCCAUCUGGAGACCGGUCCCCUGGGCUCUCUGUGCAAACAGUUCCAGAGGAGGCUGCCACUGAGAGCCGUCAGCCUCAACCUCGGGACUGGCCCCUCCUGGAAACGCCUGGAAACCCCAGAGCCAGAGCAGCAGGGUCUUCAGGCUGCAGCUCGUUCAGCCAAAAGCGCCCUGGGUGCUAUGUCCCAGAGGAUCCAGCUGUCCUGUCAAAGUGGCACCAAGUGGCUGAUGGAAACACAGGUGAAAGUGAGAAGAAAGCGAGGCACCCAGAAGGACAGAGGGUCCCCACCUUGUCCGAGCCAGAAGAACACUCGGCUAUGCAGGGCCAACCGGGAUGCGGGGGGACAUCCUCGCCUCUCUGGCCAGAUGGGUCCACAUGCCCAUCGACGUCAGCGGCUAAGGAGGGAGGCUGCCCUCCGGAGCCCCUGUUCCUCCACAGAACCUCUCUGCUCUCCCAGUGAGUCUGACAGUGACCUAGAGCCUGUGGGGGCUGGAAUCCAGCAUCUCCAGAAGCUGUCACAAAAGCUGGACAAAGCCAUCAAGGCUGAAGAGAGUGGUGACAUGACUGUCUCCCUUAUUCGUGAGUGAGGACAGCAAGCAUCCUACAGGUAAUGUCCCCUCCCUCUUUCUCAGUCUC
Messenger RNA from Phodopus roborovskii (desert hamster), 782 nucleotides. RefSeq names its product PICALM interacting mitotic regulator (gene Pimreg). The transcript is spliced from 4 exons. The coding region runs from base 50 to 733 and encodes 227 amino acids. The record is from RefSeq and is a predicted model, not a curated record. NCBI's taxonomy places the organism in Eukaryota, Metazoa, Chordata, Mammalia, Rodentia, Cricetidae.